Molecule: messenger RNA, 456 nt
Organism: Micropterus dolomieu (smallmouth bass)
Lineage: Eukaryota; Metazoa; Chordata; Actinopteri; Centrarchiformes; Centrarchidae
Product: H-2 class I histocompatibility antigen, K-K alpha chain-like
Exons: 3
Coding region: 73-429 (118 amino acids)
Biological process (GO): immune response
Cellular component (GO): external side of plasma membrane
Source: RefSeq, a predicted model, not a curated record
CCUUAGUGCUCGAACUGGCGAGACAGCAGUUCACAAAGCUUUCCAUCAAAUGUUUUGAGGCGACAGGUCACAAUGAAGAUCCUGGUUUUCCUGGCUUUCCUGGUAUUAGUGGGCCCACAUGGCGCAGCCGCAGCGACUCACUCUCUGAAGUAUUUCUACACUGCGUCGUCUGGAGUCCCAAACUUCCCAGAGUUUGUGGCUGUUGGGUUGGUUGAUGAAGUUCAGAUGUUUCACUAUGACAGUAACACCAGGAGAGCAGAACCCAGACAGGACUGGAUGAGCAGAGUCACAGCAGGUGAUCCUCAGUACUGGCAGAGGGAGACUCAGAUCUCUCUGGCUGCCCAGCAGGUCUUCAAAGCCAACAUCGAAGUUGCAAAGCAGCGCUUCGACCAAACUGGAGGAAAAUGGCCAAAACAUUGUUCUAUGUAACUAAAGAGCAGGAUUCAUCUGUUAGGU